Molecule: messenger RNA, 7989 nt
Organism: Hemiscyllium ocellatum (epaulette shark)
Lineage: Eukaryota; Metazoa; Chordata; Chondrichthyes; Orectolobiformes; Hemiscylliidae
Product: myosin-10
Exons: 43
Coding region: 222-6206 (1994 amino acids)
Cellular component (GO): myosin complex
Molecular function (GO): ATP binding; cytoskeletal motor activity; actin filament binding
Source: RefSeq, a predicted model, not a curated record
UUCAACAGAAGAGGUUGAGGUGGCGUUGUCGGUCCUCCCUUUUUAUUAGGGAGCUAGUGCGUUCAAAGUAGAACUGGGGGGGAAUAAAAAUUGCUAUAGCGGGGAGGAAAAGGACAUUGUCUGGAUUCCGUCGAAUUUGUUCCCAAAGAAGUUUCUCCCGGUUGCAGAGGUGCUUUUAUUUUCUCAGCGAGAGGUAAAGUUGGCCACUUUCUGAAGUUCUGAUGGCUCAGCGGAGUACCCAAGAAGAUCCAGAGAGGUAUCUGUUUGUGGAUAGGGCGCUGGUUUACAACCCUGCAACUCAAGCUGACUGGACAGCAAAGAAGCUGGUUUGGGUGCCAUCAGAUCGCCAUGGGUUUGAGGCAGCUAGCAUCAGAGAGGAGCGAGGUGAUGAGGUCAUGGUGGAACUGAUGGAAAAUGGCAAGAAGGCUCUUGUCAACAAGGAUGAUAUUCAGAAGAUGAAUCCACCAAAGUUCUCAAAGGUGGAAGACAUGGCUGAGUUAACAUGCUUGAAUGAAGCUUCAGUCUUGCACAAUUUGAAGGAUCGAUACUACUCUGGAUUGAUCUAUACCUAUUCUGGACUCUUCUGUGUGGUCAUAAAUCCAUACAAGAAUCUACCCAUUUAUGCUGAACAAAUUAUCGAAAUGUACAGGGGGAAAAAGCGACAUGAGAUGCCACCCCACAUCUAUGCCAUCUCUGAAAGUGCCUACAGAAGCAUGUUGCAAGACCGUGAAGAUCAAUCUAUUCUUUGCACAGGAGAAUCUGGUGCUGGCAAAACAGAAAACACUAAGAAAGUUAUACAAUAUCUGGCCCAUGUCGCUUCUUCCCACAAAGGGCGAAAGGACCAUAAUAUUCCACCCAUUUCGCCUAAACCAGUGAAACAUCAGAGUGGAACAUCACUGUUAUAUGGAGAAUUGGAACGGCAACUUCUGCAAGCAAACCCUAUAUUAGAAUCAUUUGGCAAUGCCAAAACUGUGAAAAAUGACAAUUCUUCACGCUUUGGCAAGUUUAUCCGAAUCAACUUUGAUGUGACCGGUUACAUUGUGGGAGCCAACAUUGAGACCUAUCUUCUGGAAAAAUCUCGAGCAAUCCGCCAGGCCAAGGAAGAAAGAACGUUCCAUAUUUUCUAUCAGCUGCUUUGUGGUGCAGGAGAACAUCUCAAAUCUGAUUUGUUGCUUGAAGGAUUUAAUAGUUACCGUUUCCUAUCCAAUGGUUAUGUCCCUAUCCCUGGACAGCAGGAAAAAGAUAACUUCCAAGAAACCAUGGAAGCAAUGCACAUCAUGGGUUUUUCACAUGAGGAAAUUUUGUCAAUGUUGAAAGUAGCUUCAUCAGUACUGCAGUUUGGUAACAUAGUCUUCAAGAAGGAAAGGAAUACAGACCAAGCAUCUAUGCCAGACAACACUGCUGCUCAGAAACUCUGUCACCUACUGGGAAUGAAUGUGAUGGAAUUUACUCGUGCUAUUCUCACACCACGUAUCAAAGUCGGUCGAGACUAUGUUCAGAAGGCACAGACCAAAGAGCAGGCUGACUUUGCAAUUGAAGCUUUGGCAAAAGCUACGUAUGAACGUCUCUUUCGUUGGCUUGUUCACCGCAUUAACAAAGCUUUGGAUAGGACAAAACGGCAGGGAGCUUCUUUCAUCGGCAUUCUGGAUAUUGCUGGCUUUGAAAUCUUUGAAUUAAAUUCUUUUGAGCAACUCUGCAUCAACUACACCAAUGAAAAGUUGCAGCAACUGUUUAACCACACCAUGUUUAUCCUGGAGCAAGAGGAAUAUCAGCGAGAAGGCAUUGAGUGGAAUUUCAUUGACUUUGGCCUGGAUCUGCAGCCAUGCAUUGACCUCAUAGAGAGACCUGCAAAUCCUCCUGGUGUGCUGGCUUUGUUGGAUGAGGAAUGUUGGUUUCCUAAGGCUACGGAUAAGACAUUUGUGGAGAAGCUGAGCCAAGAGCAGGGUACACACUCAAAAUUCCAAAAGCCAAGGCAGCUCAAAGAUAAGGCCGACUUCUGCAUUAUUCACUACGCGGGCAAGGUGGAUUACAAGGCAGAUGAAUGGCUUCUGAAAAACAUGGACCCACUCAAUGACAAUGUUGCCACACUCCUGCAUCAAUCAAUGGACAAGUUUGUGGCAGAGUUAUGGAAAGAUGUUGAUCGUAUUGUGGGAUUGGACCAAGUUGCUGGAAUGAACGAAACUGCUUUUGGCUCCUCUUACAAAACAAAAAAGGGCAUGUUCCGCACAGUGGGGCAACUGUAUAAAGAGUCCUUGGCAAAAUUAAUGGCAACCCUACGUAAUACCAACCCAAACUUUGUUCGAUGCAUCAUUCCAAACCACGAAAAAAGGGCUGGAAAACUGGAUCCUCACUUGGUUCUUGACCAGCUGCGCUGCAACGGAGUAUUGGAGGGUAUUCGAAUUUGUCGUCAAGGUUUUCCUAAUAGGAUUGUCUUCCAGGAGUUCAGACAGAGGUACGAGAUUCUGACCCCUAAUUCAAUCCCUAAAGGUUUCAUGGAUGGGAAACAAGCCUGUGAACGAAUGAUUCAUGCCUUGGAAUUGGAUCCUAACUUAUUCCGCAUCGGCCAGAGUAAGAUUUUCUUCCGCGCUGGGGUUCUAGCACAUUUGGAGGAGGAACGGGAUCUGAAGAUCACUGAUAUAAUUAUCCUGUUCCAAGCUAUCUGCCGUGGAUACCUGGCAAGGAAAGCAUUUUCGAGGAAACAGCAGCAGCUGAGUGCACUGAAGGUUCUGCAGAGGAAUUGUGCUGCUUACCUGAAGCUCAGACACUGGCAAUGGUGGCGGCUUUUCACCAAGGUUAAACCACUGUUGCAAGUUACUCGCCAAGAGGAGGAAUUGCUAUCCAAAGAGGAUGAGUUGACAAAAGUGAAAGAGAAACAUGUGAAGGUGGAAGCAGACCUAACUGCUAUGGCAAGAAAGCAUCAGCAGCUAAUGGAAGAGAAGAAUAUCCUGGCAGAGCAGCUGCAAGCUGAGACAGAACUAUUUGCAGAAGCUGAGGAAAUGCGAGCACGUCUGGCAAAUAAAAAGCAAGAACUUGAAGAAAUCUUGCAUGAUUUGGAAGCGAGAGUGGAGGAAGAGGAGGAAAGAAACCAGCAGAUGCAGAAUGAAAAAAAGAAAAUGCAACAACAUGUUCAGGAUCUGGAAGAGCAACUUGAUGAAGAAGAAGGAGCCCGGCAGAAACUUCAGCUUGAGAAAGUAACAGCAGAAGCUAAAAUUAAGAAAAUGGAGGAGGAUGUCUUGUUGCUGGAAGAUCAGAAUUCAAAGUUUGCCAAAGAGAAAAAACUGCUUGAAGACCGGAUUUCUGAGUUUACCUCUCAACUGGCAGAGGAGGAGGAAAAGGCAAAGAAUUUGAGUAAAGUGAAGAACAAGCAGGAAAUGAUGAUUACAGACUUAGAAGAGCGUUUGAAGAAGGAGGAGAAGACCCGGCAAGAGCUGGAGAAAUCCAAGAGGAAAUUAGAUGGUGAAACUACAGAUCUCCAAGAUCAAAUUGCUGAGCUACAGCAACAGAUAGAGGAGCUAAAGAUUCAGCUUGCAAAGAAAGAGGAGGAACUACAGGCUGCUCUUGCUAGAGGAGAUGAAGAAAGUGCUCAGAAGAAUAACGCUCUCAAGCUAAUCCGGGAACUACAGGUCCAGAUUUCAGAGUUGCAGGAGGAUCUGGAGUCUGAGAAGGGUGCCAGAAAUAAAGCUGACAAGCAGAAGAGAGACUUGAGUGAGGAGCUGGAGGCUUUGAAGACUGAACUGGAGGAUACAUUGGAUACCACAGCAGCCCAACAAGAACUAAGGAACAAACGUGAACAGGAGGUAGCUGAGCUAAAGAAGGCAAUUGAAGAGGAGACCAAAGCCCAUGAAGUUCAAAUCCAGGACAUCCGCCAGAGACACAGCACUGCCCUUGAGGAGGUCUCCGAACAGCUUGAACAAGCCAAGAGACACAAAGCCAAUUUAGAAAAGAGCAAACAGAGCUUGGAAAAUGAUAACAAAGAGUUGGCCUGUGAAGUGAAGAGUUUGCAACACACAAAGGCUGAAUCUGAACAUAAAAGGAAGAAGCUUGAAGCUCACCUGCAGGAAUUUCAGGUCAAAUUUGCAGAAAGUGAAAAGGCAAGGUCUGAACUUGCUGAUAAAACACACAAGCUUCAGAAUGAAUUGGACAAUGUCUCUGGACUUCUUGAAGAAGCUGAGAAAAAAGCAAUUAAGCUGACCAAAGAUACUACCAGUUUGGAAUCUUCACUCCAGGAUACACAGGAAUUACUUCAGGAGGAGACACGGCAGAAAUUGAAUCUCAGCAGUCGCAUACGACAGCUGGAAGAAGAGAAGAACAAUCUCCAAGAACAACAGGAAGAGGAGGAAGAAGCAAAGAAGAAUCUUGAAAAGCAGCUAGCUGCUCUGCAAAUGCAGCUGGUUGAUGCAAAGAAGAAGGUGGAUGAGGAUGUGGGGAUCAUCGAUGGCCUGGAGGAGGCUAAAAGAAAACUUCAAAAGGAUAUGGAAGCCCUCAACCAGCGCUUUGAGGAGAAAUCAGUGGCUUAUGAUAAAAUGGAGAAGACCAAGAACCGCCUUCAACAGGAACUGGAUGAUCUGUUGGUAGAUCUGGACCAUCAACGGCAAAUAGUUUCCAACCUUGAGAAGAAGCAGAAGAAAUUUGAUCAGAUGCUGGCUGAGGAAAAGAGCAUUUCUGCCCGCUUUGCUGAGGAAAGGGACAGAGCUGAGGCUGAAGCCAGAGAAAAGGAGACAAAGACUCUAUCAUUAACACGAUCUCUAGAUGAAGCUCUUGAAGCUAAAGAAGAAUUGGAAAGACAAAACAAGCAACUCCGUGCUGAAAUGGAGGACCUAAUGAGCUCCAAAGAUGAUGUAGGCAAGAAUGUGCACGAACUGGAAAAAUCUAAACGAGCCCUUGAGCAGCAAGUGGAAGAGAUGAGGACUCAGCUUGAAGAACUGGAGGAUGAGCUGCAGGCCACUGAAGAUGCCAAGCUGCGUUUGGAGGUUAAUAUGCAGGCCAUGAAGGCCCAGUUUGAGAGAGACCUGCAGGCCAGGGAUGAGCAGAAUGAAGAAAAGAAGAGAAUGUUGGUUAAACAGGUUCGUGAACUAGAAGCUGAGCUAGAAGAUGAAAGGAAGCAGCGAGCACAGGCAGUUGCUGGGAGGAAGAAACUGGAGAUGGAUCUGAAAGAUCUGGAGGCACAGAUUGAAGCAGCUAACAAGAACCGGGAUGAGGCAAUCAAACAACUCCGCAGACUUCAGGCGCAGAUGAAAGAUUACCAGCGAGAGCUGGAAGAGGCUCGUGUUUCCAGAGAUGAGAUCUUUGCUCAGUCAAAAGAAAAUGAAAAGAAGCUGAAAGGUCUGGAGGCAGAAAUUCUACAACUCCACGAGGAACUGGCUGCGUCGGAGCGGGCCCGUCGCCAUGCAGAACAGGAACGUGAUGAGCUGGCAGAUGAAAUUGCAAACAGCACAUCUGGAAAAUCUGCAUUAUUGGAUGAGAAACGUCGCCUAGAAGCUCGUAUUGCCCAGCUAGAAGAAGAACUUGAAGAGGAACAGAGCAACAUGGAGCUCCUGAAUGAUCGUUUCCGUAAAACUACAAUGCAGGUUGAAACUCUGAACUCUGAGCUUGCUAGCGAACGCAGUGCUGGACAGAAGAGUGAAAAUGCACGGCAACAACUUGAACGACAAAAUAAAGAACUCAAAGCCAAGCUCCAAGAACUGGAGGGAUCAGUCAAGUCAAAAUUCAAGUCAACAAUUUCUGCACUGGAGGCCAAGAUAGCGCAGUUGGAGGAACAACUUGAACAGGAAGCCAAAGAACGGGCAGCAGCCAACAAGCUUGUUCGCCGGACCGAAAAGAAGCUGAAGGAAGUCUACAUGCAGGUCGAAGAUGAACGCAGGCAUGCAGAUCAAUAUAAGGAGCAGGUAGAGAAAUCCAACUCUCGCAUGAAACAACUGAAGCGACAGUUGGAGGAGGCUGAAGAAGAGGCGACACGUGCUAAUGCAGCACGUCGGAAACUCCAGCGUGAACUGGACGAUACCACCGAGACUGCUGAGGCGAUGAAUCGGGAGGUCAACACUCUGAAGAGCAGGCUUCGGAGAGGAGGAAGUGGUCUGACAUUUACAACUAGUCGAGCAGGAAGGCGGGCACUGCAACUGGAGGGCACUGCCCUUGAACUCUCGGAUGAUGAUGUUGAUAGUAAAGGGGGUGAUAUCAAUGAAACACAAACAAGCCAGGGAGAGUAGAGCCAUUGUGCAGUCAGUACAGAAUGCCCUUCUCUGAUUUCAGAGAGCCUCUGAACAUAAGAAUGAUUUCUCAAUUGCUGACUUCUGAUUCUCUCUACUCCCAUUUUAUUUUUUUUUAAACUGGCAAGCUAGAAAUCGUAUAAAUCUUUGCUCUCUUUGGUCUUAAUUUUUUUUUUUGUCUCGACAUAUUGCACCAUGCACAUUGUAUUCACACAAUUGCUUUCCUAAAUUGUCUUUUGAUAAUCAAGUACUAAUUUGAGCACAUGUUGACUGUUGAGACAACACCUGAAUUAUGUUUUCUUUGGAAACUUAACUAAAUUCCAGACAUAAUUAAGAUAGGAUUGAGAGGAUUCUUGUAUAUUACUAUGCAUGCUACAUGUACAAAUAAACAUGUAUUUCCAUAUAAUUUUGUGGGUAAUUAAUCAAUUUAUUAGUCUGCAGCUGACUGCUGUAUUAAGACCAAACUGUGACCAUUGCUGGAUCUGUGUAAGCAAAUUUUAUAAUGAGGAAAAAAAGUCUGAAGAUUGCGGUAUCUGGUUAGUUUGACUAAUUAAAUGUGAGGAUUGACUCAGACUGUGUUAGUGCCAACAUAUUUUGAGUAAUCGGUGAUUACAGAUCAUGUAUAGGAUAGCAAAUAACCCAAAUUUAGCUACACAAGUACCCUUGAAGUCAGUCAUAAUGUAAUUUCAUUCACUUAUUUUUGCAAUAAAGAUUUCUAAUAUGCAUUCACUCAUGCUGCCCAGUAAACUUGUUAGGAACUUAAUCUUUUUUCAAAUUACUAGAGGUGACUUAAAGGUAGUAAGGGCCAUUGGUGUUCAGAUAAUUUGCACAAAUCAUUUUGAAGUAAGUACAACUUUUAAGUGUUCAAUAGCUAUACUGGAAAUCAAAAUGUUGUACUUAAUGUGUUUAUGGUGUUUGAACUAUUUGUCUCAUUUUCUCAUGUAGCUGCUUAUAUUUCUGUACACAGUGGACGUCAGUAUUUCAGAAGCUUGUUCUGACAAUAUUAAAUUCCUUGGUAUCAAUUUUCCACUUCUUAAAAAAAAAUGUGGAUGAAAACUGGCUUUUACAGGAUGGACCCAGGAAGGUUGCUGGCCUUUUUUUGUAUUGUCCCACUGAGCACGAAUGAACAGCGUUUAGCAAUGUUCUUGUUAGCCACAACCUGAUCCUACAUUCCAAAUUUUCUCACCCUUCCAAACUGUUUUCACCUCCAGUGUUUUCUGGUGUGGGGUGAUAUAUACCUGGUCUUUGGAAAUUUAUAAAAUAAAUAUUUGAAACAGUCCCCAUAAGCUACCAGAUGCUGUGUUUCAAAAGCAUACUAAUAGAUUCCUAUCAAUUUUUGUUUGAUCCAGAUUUACAUCUGGAGUCCUAUAAAGAGGUUUCAGAAAGUGCCUUAGACAUGGCUUAUAAUUUGAUUACAAGAGCAAGUAUCACAGUUGAAACCAUAUAGUACAUUAUGCUGAGUUUAUAACCAUUAAAAUGGUUUUAUAUUUUACAUGCAGCUGUGCUUUAUGCCUUGUGCAGCCCUUGUGAUCAGACGAUGAUAGAGGGUUUAACUCAGUGUUAUUGAAUAUGUACCUUGAGCCUUCUGUACCAAGCAGGAAUUUCUCAAUUUCUUCUGGUUUAAAGCUUUAACAUCAGUUUGAAGUAUUUUUACUGUACUGGCUGUUGACCACCAGGCGCUGUUGUUCUCAUACCUUUGUAUACCUGUGUUUCUAGACAGUUAUACCAUUCAAUAAAUUCCUUUGGAAACAAUUUUUUAAAAAAAAUAAACUUAUUAAAUGCA